Molecule: messenger RNA, 7100 nt
Organism: Saccostrea cuccullata (small rock oyster)
Lineage: Eukaryota; Metazoa; Mollusca; Bivalvia; Ostreida; Ostreidae
Product: echinoderm microtubule-associated protein-like 6
Exons: 36
Coding region: 77-5959 (1960 amino acids)
Molecular function (GO): microtubule binding
Source: RefSeq, a predicted model, not a curated record
CGAGCGCGGCUGGUGGAAAUGUCGAUUCUUGUUGGUGCAUGAUUUGGCAGUAAAGUAUUUUGAGCAUCAUUGCAGAAUGGCGACCAAAACUGCACCCAAGAGUCAGCUAAGACUGGAAUGGGUGUAUGGUUAUCGGGGACACCAGUGUCGUAAUAACCUAUUUUACACUGCCAGCAAAGAAGUGACCUAUUUUGUGGCCGGUGUGGGAAUUGUUUACAACCCAAGGGAACAUAAACAACGAUUCUUUUUAGGACACGAUGACGAUAUAUUAUGCCUGGCCCUUCACCCAGAUAAGACCAUGGUUGCCACUGGGCAGACAGGAAAGAAUCCGUUUAUUUGUGUAUGGGACACAGCUACCAUGGAAACAGUUUCCAUUCUACGUGAUGGACAUCAAAAUGGCAUUGCAGCGGUAGCAUUUGACAAAGAUGGAGGGCAUGUAGUGUCUGUAGGAUUGGACCAGCACUCUACCAUUAAUGUGUGGGACUGGAGGAAAGGCAAGAUUCUGGCCACGGUGCGGGGACACUCGGAUAGGAUCUUUGAUGUCCAGUUUAACCCAUAUGCAGCAAACAGUAUAGUAAGUUGUGGUGUCAAACACAUCAAGUUCUGGUCUCUCUGUGGUAAUGCUCUGACCCCUAAGAAAGGUGUGUUUGGGAAGGUAGGGGAGAUCCAGACCAUCCUCUGCCUGGCGUUUGGUCCAGACGACACGACGUACUCUGGAACGUUGGCUGGAGAUGUCUACAUCUGGAGAGGAAGUCACUUAGACCGAGUCAUUCCGGCAGCUCACCAGGGUGCAAUAUUUACUAUGGACAUGUCAGAGGAUGGGUACAGUACUGGAGGUAAGGAUGGGGUGGUGAAACUGUGGGACCCAGACUUUAAACCAGUUACCAGCAUCAACCUGGCCAACUCACCAGCUGGAUAUAAAGGAUUAACUGUGCGGAGCGUUUGCUGGCGAGGGGAUCGGGUGCUAAUUGGGACACAGGACAGCCAGAUAUUUGAGGUGAUGGUCCGAGACAGAGACAAGCCACACUGCUUAGUGGACGGCCAUGCAGAGGGAGAGUUAUGGGCCUUGGCAGUCCAUCCUAAGAAACCUAUUUUUGCCACAGGAAGUGAUGACCAGACUUUAAGGCUGUGGAACAUGAACAAUUUUGAGAUCCUCUCCAAGAUGUCUGUGGACCAGAAGAUCCGGAGCUGUGCCUUUGAUGCGGACGGAAGCCAUAUUGCUUUGGGUCUCACUGACGGCUCAUUCAUGGUGUUAAAAUCCAGAGAUUUAUCUGAGGUCGUCCACCUGAAGGAUAGGAAGGAGGUCAUACACGAGAUGAAGUUUUCGCCGUGUGGUAAAUACCUGGCCGUCGCUUCUAAUGACAACUUUGUGGACAUCUACUCAACAGAACAGCGGUAUAAACUCCUGGGAACAUGUCGUGGCAGCUCAAGUUUCAUCACUCAUAUAGACUGGUCUACAGACAGCCAGUACCUACAGACAAACAGCGGGGCCGCAGAGAGACUCUUCUACAAAAUGCCAGCUGGAAAACAAGUGACGAACAAAGAGGAGAUCUCCAGUAUACAUUGGUGCACAUUUACUGGUGUCUUAGGGAACGAGGUCAACGGGAUCUGGGAGAAAUACACCGAUACUAACGACGUCAAUGCUGUGGACGCUUAUUUCCAAGGGGAGGUGCUGGUCACCGGGGAUGAUUUUGGACUUGUUAAGCUGUUUAAAUUUCCAUGUUUGAAAAAAGGUGCAAAGUUUAGGAAGUAUGUGGGACACUCAGCUCAUGUGACCAAUGUGCGAUUUUCUCAUGACAAGACGAGGGUCAUUUCUACUGGGGGUGCCGAUCAUGCCAUGUUCCAGUGGAAGUUUUUAUUGGAUGGAAGUAAUGAACCCGACCCUCAGUCAGGUUUUGUGGACUCUAACAGUGAGGAGAGCGACUCCGAUUUAUCAGACGUUGCUGACAUGGACUCCGAUUUGGAAGCAGAGAAACAAGUCGUGUAUUCUAGGGCCAUCUAUAAAGAGGAUGCCGCAAAAAUCCGAAAAAUGAUAAAGGACGAGCUGCCAGCAGGACAGAAGCGUAAACGGGGACCAACUGCAGGACUGAAACUGCAGUUUAUUCAUGGGUACAGGGGUUAUGACUGCCGCAACAAUUUGUUCUACACCCAGAAUGGUGAAGUGGUAUACCAUGUGGCGGCCGCUGGUAUUGUGUAUAACAGAGAGAAACACACCCAGAAGUUCUACACGGAGCAUACGGACGACAUCUUAUGUCUGUGUAUACACCCGAUCAAGGACCUGGUGGCUACAGGACAGGUUGGUCGGGACCCUGCUGUUCACGUUUGGGACGCGGAAACUCUGAAGACAGCCUCCAUACUGAAAGGACAGCACCAGAGAGGAGUCUGUGCUGUAGAUUUUUCAGGUGAUGGUAAAAAGUUAGCCUCUGUUGGAUUGGAUGAUAAUCAUUGUAUCGUUGUCUGGGAUUGGAGAAAAGGAGAAAAGUUAGCUACCACCAGAGGUCAUAAAGAUAAGAUAUUUGUCAUCAAGUGGAAUCCAUUUGAAGCCAACAAGUUGAUAACAGUAGGAGUUAAACACAUCAAAUUCUGGUCGCAAGCAGGUGGUGGCUUCACGUCCACACGUGGUACCUUUGGUAACGUGUCUAAGUCCUGUGACAUGCUCUGUGUGGCGUUUGGGAAGGCAGCGGAUAUUAGUUUUUCUGGAGGAAGUGAUGGCAAUGUUUUUAUCUGGAAAGACUCGACCCUCCAGAAGUCAGUCAAAGCUCAUGAAGGGCCUCUGUUUGCCAUGCACUCACUAGACAAGGGUUUUGUGACGGGGGGUAAAGAUGGCAUGAUUGGUUUGUGGGAUGACCAGUUUGAGCGAUGCUUGAAACAGUACUACAUCAAAAAAUCAGGAAUUGAGCAGUCUUCUAGAGGCAUGCUGAUGACAGAAUUACCAGCUGUGCGGGCCAUUGUUCUGGGUCACGGAAAAAUCCUGGUGGGGACCAAGAAUGGGGAGGUUCUGGAGGUGGACAAGGGAGGACCCAUGACAAUCCUGGCACAGGGCCAUAUGCAAGGAGAGCUCUGGGGGUUAGGGAUGCACCCCACACAGCAGAUUUGUGCCACUGUGAGUGAUGAUAAGACUUUGAGGGUGUGGGAUAUUGGAUCUGAUCACAGGUUGAUUAACUACAAAAUCCUCAAACAGGCUGCGAGAAGUGUGGCUUUCUCAUCAGAUGGGAAAUUUCUGGCUGUUGGACAGAAAGAUGGGAGUUUUAUGGUGGUCAAUAUAGACAACAUGGAGGAAGUCAUCUCCUUCCAUCACAGGAAAGAAGAAAUCUCCGAUAUCAAAUUCUCCCCAGAGGAGGGAAAGUACCUGGCUGUGGCCUCCCAUGACAACUUUGUAGACAUCUACAAUGUCCUGAGUAAGAAGAGGGUGGGGACAUGUAAGGCAGCCUCCAGUUAUAUCACACACGUGGACUGGGACAAAGCAGGGCGAUUACUAAUGGUUAACACCGGGGCUAAGGAACAGCUGUUCUACGAGGCCCCGCGUGGGAGAAGAGUGACUCUCAGUAACUCGGAGAUAGAGAAAAUCGACUGGGCUUCAUGGACUUGUGUUCUAGGGAAGACCUGCGAGGGGAUCUGGCCUCCUAAAAGUGACAUUACUGACGUGAAUGCCACAUCUCUCUCAAAGGACAAACAGUUACUGGCUACCGGCGAUGACUUUGGAUUUGUCAAGCUCUUCCAGUAUCCAGUUAAGGGAAAGUUUGCCAAACACAAGCGCUAUGUAGGUCACUCUGCCCAUGUGACCAAUGUGCGGUGGUCGUCAGAUGACAAGCUGCUGGUGUCUACAGGUGGGGCUGACACCGCGGUAAUGGUGUGGCAGUGUACGUCCGCGGCGGACAGGAACACCACAUGUGGUGAGAGUGACGACUCUGACACAGACUCUGAGGAGGAGGGAGGUUAUGACAGUGAUGUUGAACGAGAGAAAAAUAUGGAUUACAACACGAAGAUAUAUGUCAACCCAAUCCGAGAGAAAGAGGGCACUAAACCUCAUCUUCAAGAGCACACAGAGGUGGAGAAACCCAGUGUCAGUAGAAAUGCACCUGUUCCACCCAAAGUCCAGAGAGCAGAGAUUCCCAGCUCUGGUUCUAAACGCAAGAAAAGAACACCAGUCAAUGACUUACAGUUGGAAUACGUCCAUGGAUACAGAGGGUUUGACUCCAGGAAUAACCUCCACUACAUCAAUGAUGGGGCAGACAUUGUCUUCCAUGCAGCAGGAGCAGGCAUUGUCCAGAAUCUGUCUACAGGACAUCAAAGUUUCUACUUGGAACACACGGAUGACAUCAUAUGUUUAGCAGCUAAUCAAAAUAACAAGUUUAAGAACAUUGUGGCCUCUGGUCAGAUAGGAAACCCUCCCUCCAUUCACAUUUGGGAUGCUGCCACCAAGGAGACAAAGUCAAUACUAAGGGGAGGCCACUCUAGAGGGGUGUGUUCAGUGGACUUCUCCUGUACUGGGAAGUACAUUGUGUCUGUAGAUUUGGCAGAUGAUCACCAGAUAGCUGUUUGGAGAUGGCAGGAAGGUGUAAAAGUUGCAAGUGCCCCAGGACACAACCAGCGGAUUUUCCGGGCUGAAUUCCGGCCUGAUUCAGACAGUCAGUUUGUGUCUGUUGGGGUGAAACAUGUGAAGUUUUGGACGGUAGCUGGCAGCGAGCUGCUGGGUAAGCGUGGUAUUCUAACGGACGCCGGGUCGGGAACUCAGAUAAAGACUCUACAGACCAUGCUAUCUGUGGCAUUUGGAGCUAACAAUGUGACCUUCACUGGGGCAAUGAAUGGAGAUGUUUAUGUGUGGAAGGAUGUGACUUUGACCCGGAUAGUUCCUAAGGCCCAUAAUGGACCUGUAUUUACCAUGUUUACUACACUUAGAGACGGCUUUAUAGUCACAGGAGGAAAGGAGGGAUCAAGUAAAGAUAAUGGCCCGGUAAAGCUGUGGGACCAGGAAAUGUUGAGACGUAGAGCAUUCCCCCUCACUGAGACAGGAAACAAGAUAGAUGUGGUUAAAUCAGUCUGUAGAAUCAAGGGUAAGAUUUUGGUCGGGACAAAGGACAACACGAUCCUAGAGAUCACAGAGAAGAAUGCAGCGGUCCAGGUCCUGGUAGCAGGUCACGGGGAGGGGGAGGUGUGGGGACUCGACGCUCACCCCGUCCUCUCCAGAUUUGUCACCGCCAGCUUUGACGGCUCUGUACGAGUGUGGGACCUGACAAAUAAGUCCUUGGUUGGGAAGUUGUCGGUGAGUGCUGCUCGCUCAGUUGCCUUCAGUAUGGAUGGAGAGUUAAUUGCUGUGGGUUGUAAGAAUGGGGAAUUCCUUGUCUUCUCGGCCAAUGAAUUAAAGUUACUGGGAAAGAGACGAGAUCGCUCAGGGGCCAUAAAUGACAUCAGAUUCAGUCCAGAUAAGAAGCACCUGGCCGUUGGGUCGGAGGAGAACUGUGUGGAUUUUUACGACCUGACCUCGGGGCCUGCCCUCAAUAGGAGUGGCUACUGUAAGGGGAUUCCGAGCUUUGUUAUCCAGAUGGACUUCUCAGCCGACAGCAAGUACAUCAGGGUAAGCACGGGAGCUUAUAUACACCAGGUGUUUGAGGUUCCCAGCGGGAAAAUCAUAGAAGACCAGAAAAUCAUAGAUAGCAUCACAUGGGCUUCGUGGACAAGUGUUCUGGGGAAGGAGGUGGUGGGAAUCUGGCCCAAGGACUCCAGUAAUGCCGACGUGAACUGUGCUCACCUCUCACAUCUGGGAACAGCCCUGGCCACGGGUGACGACUUUGGUUAUGUCAAAUUGUUCAACUUCCCUUGUUCAGAAAAAAAUGCACCUCAUAAAUCGUAUGUGGGACACUCAGCCCAUGUAACUAAUGUCCGCUUCUCAUUUGACGACAAAUACUUAAUAAGUACUGGAGGAGAUGAUUGCAGUGUCUUUGUAUGGCGUUGUCUCUGAGCAUAAAGACUACAAAAGACAGCCUGUGUCCGUUCUCCUGGAAGAACUCAUCUAAGAAAUAACCAAGGACUAGAAGUACAUGUAGAUACAACUGAAAAACACUGUUAAUUAUACAUGUAGAUUAAUAACUCUAAAUAUUACUUUACUUAGAUAGUGUCCCAAUCUUAAAAAUUUUACUUAUACUGGUCACAUAUUUGACCAUUAGGCAGCAUGAAGUAUGAGUGGUUGUGUAUUCCUGGAAUUUGUGGAGAAGUGUGAGUCAGUAUACUCAUCAAGAGAGCUUGUAGAAGUACCUUAUUAUAAUCUUCCAUGUAUUAAUUGUCUAAUGUAUACAUAUCUAAACAUACAGUCAAACUUCCCUCGAAGUCAAUGGGCUGAGAAGAAAACUUGAGAUAUCCAAGGAUUUGAGACAUUGAGGUUCAAAAACAUAUAGAAAUGGUGAUUGGGACAUGUAACUCCUCUUGACAUAUCUAUGAUAUUGGAGGUAUCAGUGAAAGAGAUACCAAAGUUUAACUGUAGCUGUAUUAUUAUCUAACUGUAGUUGAGAGAGGAUGGUUUUUUUUAUUUAUGUUUAAAAGAUAUGUUUGUAUUCUAUGUUAACUCAUAUGUAUAUCUUCAGGAAAAUGAAAUAUUUUUAUGUCUCCGUCCACUUAGAAGAUUUGCCUUCAGGCUUCAGUCUUAUUUUGUACUUUUAUUUUUUAUAUACAUUACAGUUUUACAUAAGUUAUGUAACUUCUAGAUCUGGAUAUUUGAAAAAUUUCAAAAUUGACUAUAAAUCUUUUAUGGUUUUUGAUACUUUAGUCACAUCAGAAUGUGAUAUUAAAAUGUCACAAUUUAUUGUAUCAAUGUAAAGAUCUGAAGAAAUUUUAAUCUUAUAAAUCAAAUUGUGAUUCCUUUAUGGUCUGCUACACAUUAUAGUGAUCAAUAAGAGGUUGUUUACAGAAAGAAACCAUAACAUAUACAAAAUUUAUUAACUUUACCACUCCAUAUUUUGUGCAGAUAUACAUGUUUUUGUUAACUUAUAAGCAACUUUUGUUCAAACUGUGAUAGCAUGAUUUUGAGAUUUAUGUAUAGCUUCAGCAAACUUUUGUUUCUUUGUUUUAUAAAGUAUAUAUUUAUAAAGAUGUAAUUACUUUACUAU